GAUGACCCAAUGACCAAAGGUUAUAUACAGUACCAAGAUAAACUAGUUCUGCGAAGUUUACAUGUUUCCGUGCUGAUGGAUUUUGACUGCGAGUUCCAGAUAAGUGGUUGUCAGUCCUAUGUCGCUGUUCCAGGAAUGACUUGUACGAUAGAAAAGGUUUUGGCCGAUGCCAAGUCACUGGUUGAGAGACUGCGGGACCACGAUAAUGCGGCAGAGGUGCUGAUCGAACAGACCACCUUCCUGAGCAAGCGGGUGGAAGCUAUGAAACAGUACCAGGAGGAGAUCCAGGAGCUGAACCGGGCCGCCCGGCACCGGCCCAGGUCCACCCUGGUGAUGGGCAUCCAGCAGGAAAACCGGCAGAUCCGGGAGCUGCAGCAGGAGAACACAGAGCUGCGCACGUCGCUGGAGGAGCACCAGUCAGCGCUGGAGCUGAUCAUGAGCAAAUACCGCGAGCAGGUGUUCCGCCUGCUGAUGGCCAGCAAGAGGGACGACCCUGUGAUCAUCACCAAGCUGCAGGAACAGCACACCACUGAGCUCCAGGCCCACAUAGACAAGAUCCAGGAGAUGGCUGUGGUGAUGAAGAAGGCCAUCGAGCUGGACGAGGACAGGGUGUGCCAUGACGAGGAGCGGAUUGGACACCUGGAGCUGGAGAACCGGGGCCUGCGGGAGCUCCUGGGGAUCAGCCGGGAGGCGUUCCUGCUCCUGAAGGAGGAGGCGUCCGAGCCCACCUCCCUCUCCGGCCUGGUGACGAGCGCUGACCUGAGCCUGCGCAAGAGCUAGAGCCACGCCCCCACUCUCAGCCACGCCCCCUACACUCUCAGCCCACCACUCUCAGCCACGCCCCCACUCUCAGCCACGCCCCCUACACUCUCAGCCACGCCCCCACUCACAGCCACGCCCCUCACAAUUCACCACUCCCAUGUCAGAAGACACACCCACCCGAGGUGAAGUCCCACACACUCGGGCCAGGGGCGCACCCUGCAGUGCUGGGACCAGAGGACUGAAGUCUGCCUCCAGUCGAGCUCCACCCUGUCUGAUUCUGCCCACUCGCUCCAUGCCAGGAAGGCUGGCCUCCCACCAUACGUGGCUGUAAUGGGCUGGGACACCAUUGUAGUGGCUUCCAUGAACCAGAGAAUGUAUGGAGCUGUUAUGUACUGUAUAUUAGACACGGCAGGAUUUGAAUCGCGUGUUGUUUUCAUUGGUUCACAGGGGUAAUGUUGUAUCUCCACCCAGGGGAGUCUGUAUGGUUAUUAACAGUGAAAUGGUGGGAUCAGAUGAUUGCUAACAAUUUUACAUUCACAAAGUAUUUUUCUUACUUAUGAUGUGGAUAUUAUUCUUUAUGACCUCAGAGAGUAUCUUGUCUAUCUAUAUCUGAGUGUAAAACACAGAGAAGUAGGCCUCAGUCAUCACCAGUAAUGAACUUCAGGUCAACAUAACCUAGCCAACCUUACCGAAAUGUGGUUUUAGUAACAUUUAUGCCCUUUUCUCCAAACAGCUCUAUAGGCCUUUAGAGCACCAUACUGUAACCACCACCUGUACUCACCUCCAUGAAUCAAUACGAGCUAAAUUAAUUUAUUCAAGGGUUCAAACCCGCAUCCCUUUGUUCGGAGGUCUGCUGCUUUAACCUCUGCUCCACGUAUUCAUCCAGAGACAUGCACACAUGAAGAUUUCUCAUUCAGUCAUAUGCAGAGAGCCAGGUUAUCUGGUGCAAUUCUUUUUUUGUUUUGUUUGUUAAUGGAGCCACCCAGCAGCCUAAAGAUUUUAGUUGUAAAUGAGUAGUUUUGAUAAAUAUUCUUUCAAGGACUGCUACCCUACCCUGUAUUGAGCGCUGGUAGUUCCAGGCUGAUGAAUGCGUUGUGAAAUGUGUCAAUAAACUAGACCGAACGUGA
Molecule: messenger RNA, 1889 nt
Organism: Conger conger (European conger)
Lineage: Eukaryota; Metazoa; Chordata; Actinopteri; Anguilliformes; Congridae
Gene: fgfr1op2
Product: FGFR1 oncogene partner 2
Exons: 7
Coding region: 10-780 (256 amino acids)
Biological process (GO): response to wounding
Source: RefSeq, a predicted model, not a curated record